GUUCUUCGGUUCUUCUCUGACCUUCACCCCCGCUGCAUUUUCUCUUGUAGCAGUCUCGUUUUCUGCAAGGAGUUCCAGCUACCGUGGAAAUAAUGGCGUUCCACAUCGGGAUAUUCUUAUCCCUGAUUCUGCUGAAUUCAAUCUGCUCCCACGCCGCUGUUUCGAGUGUAGAUCUGGGCUCCGAAUCGUUGAAAGUUGCCGUGGUUAAUCUUAAACCAGGGCAACCCCCAAUCUCGAUCGCCAUCAACGAGAUGUCGAAGCGCAAAACCCCUUCAUUAGUCUCAUUCCUCUCCGGGGAACGCCUAAUCGGAGAAGAAGCGUCGGGUCUCCUCGCUCGCUAUCCCGACAAGGUUUUUUCACAUCUUAGAGAACUCAUCGGUAAACCCUAUCACCACGUCAUCAAAUAUCUGGACUCCCUUCACUUGCAUUACGACGUUUUCCCGGAGGAGUCGAGGAAUGUCGCGGCUUUUCGUACCGAGAACGGGAAUUUCACCGCGGAGGAGCUCGUGGCUAUGUUGUUGAAGUAUGCGGUUGGGCUCGCGGAGACGCAUGUGAGGGUUGGAACAAUGAAGGAUGCGGUGAUAACAGUGCCUCCAUACAUGGGCGUCGCUGAGAGAAAUGGGCUUCUAACUGCUGCCCAGCUCGCGGGGGUCAAUGUCCUUGCGCUGGUAAAUGAGCAUUCUGGUGCUGCGUUGCAAUAUGGGAUUGAUAAAGAUUUUUCCAAUGGAUCAAGGCACGUGAUCUUCUAUGACAUGGGGGCAGGUAGCACUUAUGCUGCUCUCGUGUAUUUCUCGGCUUACAAUUCCAAAGAAUUUGGAAGGACCGUGUCAGUUAACCAGUUUCAGGUAAAGGAUGUCAGAUGGGAUGCUGAGCUCGGGGGUGAGCAGUUUGAGUUAAGGCUGGUGGAGCACUUUGCAGAUGAGUUCAACAGAGAGCUUGGAAAUGGGGUAGACGUGAGGAAGUCUUCCAAGGCAAUGGCCAAACUGAAGAAACAGGUUAAACGUACAAAAGAAAUACUCAGUGCAAACACAGCUGCCCCAAUCUCAGUUGAGUCCCUCUAUGAUGAUCGCGAUUUUAGGAGCACAAUAACCCGUGAGAAGUUUGAAGAGCUAUGUGAAGAUUUAUGGGAAAAAGCUAUUGUUCCUUUGAAAGAGGUUCUGAAGAACUCUGGCUUAAAGAUCGAGGAAAUUUAUGCAGUAGAGCUCAUUGGAGGGGGCACCCGAGUGCCAAAAUUGCAGGCCAAGCUUCAAGAGUUUCUUGGGAGGAAAGAACUGGACAAACAUUUGGAUGCAGAUGAAGCUGUUGUUCUUGGCGCCUCACUGCAUGCUGCAAAUCUAAGUGAUGGUAUAAAAUUAAAUCGCAAGCUGGGAAUGAUCGAUGGCUCAACAUAUGGAUUUACGAUUAAUAUAGAUGGUCUGGAUCUGCCCAAAGAUGAGAGCACCAACCAGUUCUUAAUACCUAGAAUGAAAAAGUUACCCAGUAAAUUAUUCAGAUCCAUAAUUCAUGACAAGGAUUUUGAAGUUUCACUUGCUUAUGAGAGCAAAGAUCUGCUGCCACUUGGCACCACAUCACUCAUAUUUGCUCAAUAUGCAGUAGGAGGACUAGCAGAUGCCAAAGAGAAAUAUGCAGCAAGAAAUAUUUCUGCUCCCAUCAAGACCAAUCUACAUUUCUCUCUGAGUAGAAGCGGAAUAUUCUCUAUGGAUCGGGCUGAUUCUGUUAUUGAAAUAUCUGAAUGGGUGGAAGUGCCAAGAAAGAAUCUGACAGUGGAUGAUUCAACCUCUAGUUCUGCCAGUAACACUUCAGAGGGCAGUGAUGGAAAACUUAAUGAGGAGGGUGUGUCAAGUGAUUCAUUCAAUACCACUGCAAGUAAUGCUUCUUCUCCAACAGAUCUGGUUGCAGAGAAGAAACUCAAAAAACGGACUUUCCGUGUUCCUCUUAAGAUCACCGAGAAGAUAGUGGGUCCAGGAAUGUCCCUUUCAGAGAAGUCUCUAGGGGAAGCAAAAUUUAAAUUGGAAGAACUUGACAGAAAAGAUGCAGAGAGGAGAAGGACUGCUGAGUUAAAGAACAACCUGGAAGGUUACAUAUAUAAUACGAGAGAAAAAGAUUGAGUCCGAGGAGUUUGAAAAAAUUGCAACCGAACAAGAGCGGAAAUUAUAUAUUGAGAGACUUGAUGAGGUGCAAGAAUGGUUGUACACUGAUGGCGAAGAUGCCUUAGCCACAGAGUUUGAGAAACAUUUAGAUACGUUGAAGGCUAUUGGUGACCCAAUAUUCCACAGAUAUAAUGAGCUUACAGCACGCCCUGCUGCAUCUGGACAUGCCCGACAAUAUCUCACCGAAUUGCAACAGAUUGUGCAUCGAUGGGAAUCAGAUAAAUCUUGGCUUCCUAGAGCGAGAAUAGAUGAGGUAGUGGAGGAGGCUGAGCAGCUGAAGAAUUGGUUGAACGAGAAGGAGGCUGAGCAGGAUAAGACUCCAAGACACGGCACACCAGCAUUCACGUCCGAAGAAGUAUACAAUAAGCUAUUUGCUCUUCAAGACAAGGUGGCCAAGGUCAAUAAAAUUCCUAAACCAAAGCCAAAAGUUGAGAAGCCCGUGACAAGUGAAACUGAAAGCAACAAAGAAAAAGAAAAUGCAAACUCACCUCCUGAGGAAUCCUCCCUGAAAGAGGAAACUGUAGAAUCUGAGAGAACAGAUGGUGAUGACAAAACUAGUACUGAGCCCAACACUAACAGCCAACAGCCAGAAAGCCACGAUGAGUUAUGAUUUGUUUGAACAAAAGGCAUUUGGGGAGAUUUUUAGCUAGAGGCAAGAAUAGCAGCAACUUCCAUGGGAGAGACGAUGCACAAUGUUAACACCGAAGCCCAUUGUUUGUUGAUGCCACUUCUAGUUUGUCAGUCUUGGAUUAGUGAGUGUUGAGAGGAUUAUACCCUUCAUUUGACGGUAUUUGUAGUAUGAAGCCCUUGUAUAAACUCUAAGAUAACGUUCGGUAUUAAAAACAAUUUUGAGUACAACUAAUCAUAGCAAUUUUCUCGGAUGUUUUUUUACUUGUGGAGUUCAUAAAAAACCUGUUUCUUGAUGGCAGAAUGUGAACAUUUUGGGUCUGUUUGGUUGGAGGGUUCUCCUAAUUUAUAGAACUUUGAUACUCCGUAG
Messenger RNA from Cuscuta europaea, 3147 nucleotides. NCBI's taxonomy places the organism in Eukaryota, Viridiplantae, Streptophyta, Magnoliopsida, Solanales, Convolvulaceae. The record is from the annotation of a GenBank genome assembly.